This is a messenger RNA of Dendrobium catenatum, 588 nucleotides long. RefSeq lists its product as uncharacterized. The record is from RefSeq and is a predicted model, not a curated record. NCBI's taxonomy places the organism in Eukaryota, Viridiplantae, Streptophyta, Magnoliopsida, Asparagales, Orchidaceae.
GUCCAAUCCCUCAUUCACCGCAUCCUUACCGCCAAUUGUCAAUGCCUUGACUUCGUUUCCCUCUCCUCCUCUUCCGACGACGAUGAAAUCGGUCUCUUCUCAUCUAACGCCAUCACCGACCUUCGCUCGCUUCAUUGCUGAAUCAAUGAUGGCGAAAGGCUAUAGCAUGGAGUGCGUCCGGAUCAGCGGAUCUAUUUCCCUCGCGUCCAAUCCCUCAUUCACCGCAAGUCGAUUCUUGAGGAAGACCUAUUUCCCUCGGAUUUGACAUCUGCCUUCCUAAUUACAAUUUCUCCUCGGAUACCGCCGUAAAUGGCAUGUAUAACUGCUUUGCACUUUGCAGUAAAAACGUUUUGGAGAAAAGAAACGCUCGGAUGAGAGAAAGCUGAAGAAACUGUUCGACUGUGAAGAAAAAUAAAUGCUGAGAUGUGAAGAAGAACAAGAAACGCUUCCAUAAUCGCGAAACUGCAGGUAUAAUGAAUUUAUAAAUGAUAUGUAGAAUCGUUUAUGGAGGAAUGGAAUAUGAAGAGUCCUAAGCGGACGAUAUAGAUUUAUUUAAGGUUUAUAAAAAAACGCUUAGGAUUUGCUAAG